Messenger RNA from Psilocybe cubensis, 831 nucleotides. RefSeq lists its product as uncharacterized. Gene Ontology annotation, cellular component: fungal-type cell wall. Gene Ontology annotation, biological process: fungal-type cell wall polysaccharide metabolic process. The coding region runs from base 1 to 831 and encodes 276 amino acids. The transcript is spliced from 5 exons. NCBI's taxonomy places the organism in Eukaryota, Fungi, Basidiomycota, Agaricomycetes, Agaricales, Agrocybaceae. The record is from RefSeq and is a predicted model, not a curated record.
AUGAAACUAUUGUUUCCCUUCUUCCGAAGAACUCUUUACCCGAUUCUAUAUUUCCUACCUCUGGUAUUCACCAUCAGCGAUGUGCCGGGGAGCUACGCUUUUCAAGCUCGCGACCUGAGAAAUGGUACAAUCGUUAUACCCAAGGCCGGAUUAGGUUGGGCCAACGCAGAUAUGGUAGACAUGAGACAGUUUACAAGUACAGGAAACGUUUCAUGGUAUUAUACAUGGAGCGCUUUCCCGACAGAGGCUGAUAUAGAAUUUGUACCCAUGUUCUGGGGCAACAAAUCUUUUGACCAGUUUAAUUCGACAAUGCAGCAAGUCCUAUUUAACAAUGUUAAUAAUGUUACAACUCUUUUGGGCAUGAACGAACCGGACAUACCAAGCCAGGCUAAUGUAACACCGGAACAAGGCGUGGAGAUGUGGUUGACUUAUAUUCAGCCGUUUCAUGAUCAAGGUCUCCGUCUGGGUAGCCCUGCACCUUCGAGUUCCCCGGCUGGGAAGGCAUGGCUACAUGAAUUCCUAACUACUUGCGGCAACAAUUGCACAGUUGAUUUUAUUGCCAUACAUUGGUAUGGCACGGACGCCUCACAAUUCAUCACUUAUCUCGAAGAUUUUAAUGCUACAUUCGGGAAGCCACUAUGGGUUACAGAGUGGGCGUGUCAGAAUUAUGUGGAUCUUUCAGCACAGUGCUCCUUCAAUGACGUAGAGGAGUUCCUGAAUAUCACUCAAACGUACAUGAACCAAGCUGACUUUGUGGAGCGCUAUGUUUGGAGCGAUGAAGGAUUUGCAAGGACUCAACAAGGACAAUGCAUUAAUCGACGACAAUGGUAA